Molecule: messenger RNA, 1785 nt
Organism: Manis javanica (Malayan pangolin)
Lineage: Eukaryota; Metazoa; Chordata; Mammalia; Pholidota; Manidae
Source: RefSeq, a predicted model, not a curated record
GCAGAGAGCUCGGCGGCCGGCGGGGACGCGGGUGGCUGGCGAUGUCCGCGGCGGCCGCCUGGGGCCCAGCCCACGGGGGCGGGCGCAAGGCGGUGAACAGAGAGCCGCGCCCCUCGCCAGGCACAUGCUGUGUGCCCCGCGCCUGUCUGUCCCGGCGCUACCGCUGCCGCCACCGCCGCCUCCCAGCAAGCUACUGCACUGGACCCUCCGUGCCAUGUGGGGAGGCAGAAAAGAAAUCAAGUGGAUUCCACAUCAGGUGGUGAAAAGUGAUAAGAAGAAAAGUCAGUUUGAGAAAGGGCAGUGGGGAAGGUUGAGAAGAUGGCCUUUGCAGAAGGACCUGAAGGAGGUGCCCAAGGAGGACCAGCCUGCACUAUGAAUAUGAACCUAUGGCUCCUGACCUGCCUGGUGGCUGUCUUCGUGGGUGCCUGGGUCCCCACUGUCUGCUCACAAGGUGUCUUUGAGGACUGCUGUCUAGCCUACCACCAGCACACUGGGCGGGCCAUGCUCCGGCGUGCCCGGGGUUACCUGCUCCAGGAGGUGAGCGGGAGCUGCAAUCUGCCUGCCGUGAUAUUCGUCUUGCACCACACAGACAGGAUGGUGUGUGGGAACCCACGGGCCAGGUGGGUGCGGAAUGGGGUAAAACUCUUGGACGCUCGGAACAGAAAUCUCCAAAAGCUCCAAGGUGCCCAGAGAGCCUCCCAAGGCUCUCACUCUGGAGCUAGGAAGUUGAGCUCUGGGAUCUCUAGGCUAACGCUGGCCAACUUUAGUCGUCCUACGAGAAGCAACAGGAAAGCCUCCCUUCCAAUAGUCCAGCCGGGACCUUGAGUGCACGUCCAGGGUCAGCUAGCACAGGAAGGGCUGGACCUUUCUCCGCCACAGCCAUCGCCCCGCGGCCCCGGCUGCCCCGUCCGUGUGUCCGUCAGGCCGAAUGUCCAUCGUGGUGCCUGAACCCGAGCUGGCUCGCUCCCCAUCAUCUCAGGCAGCUGGAAGGAGGGAGCUGACCUUAUUUCAAGCCCUGUGCCUGCUUUGGGAACCAGAGUCAGCCUGCGCAGUGGGCCUUGUAGAUGGUCACCGGGACAUGUCACCCUCUGCAGCUCUUGCCACCCACCCAGGGCCAUGCCUGCCCAUGUCCCCCUGGCUCCUUGCAAAGCUCCCGUCUGUCCACACACAGCCUUCUCCACAAAUUUUAAAUAAACCUUGGGUGGGAGGUCCUCCUGUCUGUCACGUUUCACUAUGGGAUGCAAGGCGCUGCCCUGGUCUGCACUGACUCCCACGUGAUUGCCCCCUGCCCCACAGCAGACGGCUCCUGGGGGGGUGCCACACACCAGGUGAGUCCAGCCAGUGACCCUGAGCAAACCACGUUCUUAAGAGCAUCUGGAACCAGGCAGGAAUGGCGUGGCGGGUGGUAGCCGGGACUCUGGCAUGGCUGCCUGACUUUGAACCCAGCUCUCCUACCUGUAACCUGGAGUCACCUUGGCCAAACUGUUUAACCUCUUUCCGGUAGAGAACAACAGCCUCUACUCCAUGGGGCUGCAGUGAUAACGGGAUGGGUCAAUGAUUGUAAAAUGAUCAGCAGUGCCCCGUACAUAGCACACGGUGAGGAGACAAGCCACCGUCAUCACUACGGGCGAACCCAGGAAGGCUUGCAGGGGCUGCCACUCACACCCAUCUUUGUGCCAAAUACACAGGUGUGAAGCUGGCAGAGCCGACUGGCAUCCUGGGGCUGUGUCCCCUAUCCCACUGGAGGGUAGUCUUCACCCAUGUCUCACCUACACGCGUUCUCCU